CUGCUCAUUCUUCUUCUUCCGGAAAGCCCCUCCAAGCCGCCGGCACCAGCCUUUGAGAAAACCGGAAAGCUUCCGGAUCUGCCUUGCUCCUUCCUUCCUCACCGCCGGCUGCUCUUGAUUGUGGGUGAUUUCUGGGCAUUUUUUCGAUCCCCCUAAAUUCCCCUGCACUGCCGCCGGCUUCACCCCCCUGCUAGGUCCGGUUUGCAGCUGGAAAAUCUGGUAUGUUGACAGCUCCAAGCUUGAAAUUUUACCAGUUAUUUGCUGCCCUGUGUGUGUCCGAAAAUCUGUUGAAAAAUAGGGGAGAAAUUUGACAGUAAUUAGAGCAUAAUUAAGCGUAAUUCAUGUGUAAUUGCUUGAGCUGGCUGCUGUGAUUUUUGGAGAGAAAAUCCCGUGAAUUAGCUAGUGUUUUGGCCAAUUUUUGGAAGUGCAGUUACUGUUCACGACACUGUUCAUGAGUACUGUUCACACACCGAGGGUAAACAAUUAACGGGGAUUUAAAUAUUUAAUUUGUGAUAUAAGAACAAAUUUGGAGAUGUCCGGUCAUGUGGAGAUUGAUAGAAAUAGCAUCGUGAUUAAGGGUGAUCCUAAAGAAGUUUUUGAUUGUUCUGUCAGUUUAGCAUUGAGAUCGAGUUUUCGGUUUUAUGUGAGUGAGGGAACGAAGUCAAGGACGGGGAAAAACGAGGGGAGUGACGUGUUAAAAGGCUAGCCGUUUUGUAAAUUGAAUACAGAUUUUAGAUAUAGAUCAUGAUCUUGUAAGUUAAACUGUAUUUGGAGAUUUUAUGAUAUCAGAGAAAAUUUAAAAUAUUAUAUUCAGAUUUUGGUAGUAUCAGAUUGUAGUAUG
Rubroshorea leprosula is the source of this 841-nucleotide messenger RNA. Lineage: Eukaryota; Viridiplantae; Streptophyta; Magnoliopsida; Malvales; Dipterocarpaceae. The record is from the annotation of a GenBank genome assembly.